Astyanax mexicanus (Mexican tetra) is the source of this 2157-nucleotide messenger RNA. Its product is annotated as KIAA1328 ortholog. The record is from RefSeq and is a predicted model, not a curated record. The transcript is spliced from 11 exons. The coding region runs from base 52 to 1851 and encodes 599 amino acids. NCBI's taxonomy places the organism in Eukaryota, Metazoa, Chordata, Actinopteri, Characiformes, Acestrorhamphidae.
AAAAGGAGGCGGGGUUUUGGCUGUUGCUCUGGCAGUGGCGGUUGUUUCAGUAUGGCGGCUGUUACUGAGGGCAGAAACGGCGCCGGGAUUUACUGGAUUAAUGACACUUCAGAUGAAGAUCAGUCUGUGGUGUUUGUUCCAGGAGUGAGCAAAAAGAUGGGUCUGAAGUCUGUAACUGUUAGCACUAAUGAAGGAAAGAUCAAAGGGCGAGCUGUGCUAGAUGGUGAAAGAAAGAGUGGGACGAAGUUACACCUGCCAGUGUCUCGUCCCCCUGCAGAUAAAACUGUGCCUACGGACCUAUUACAGAAAUCUACUGCCUUUUCUGCCAAACCCAAAACCCCUGCCAUACUAACAGAACUGCCUGGGCCUCAGGCACCGUCUUACACAUCUCAAGCCAAAAGCAAGGCUUCCCUUAAGGACCUCUGCCCAGAGGACAAGCGGCGCAUUGCUAACUUGAUUGAGGAACUGGCCAGAGUGAGUGAGGAGAAAGAGGAGUCUGUGCAGAGACUCCGAGAUGAACAAGAGACGUUUGAGAAGAAGAUCCAACAGCUAGAGCAGCAGAACCGACUCAUUGGACAGGAAAGAGAAAGCUUGCAGCAGCAGUACAGGGAGUGCCAGGAGCUGCUGGGACUUUAUCAGCAGUACCUCUCCCAGCAGCAGGAGAAACUCAACAAGUCCAUUGCCCAGCUCAAUCAGUCUCGCUCUCAAAGCAAGAUGGGCAGCGGUGAGAAAGCUCUCAGCAGGCCGAGGAGUGGGGGAGGGAUGGGGGCUGCUCUGGAUGGCUCUUACUUGGAUCUUCCAUCUUCUGGAAGUAAGGCUGGGAGAGGAGGGUCAGCGGGUCGUGUGCACGCGUUUUCAGGAGGGUUCUGUAGCGACCCGCCAUCCGUGCCCUCGUCUCGCUGUGAGCGAGAUUGCAGUGUCCGCGAUGGAGGCACAGUAGGUGCCUCCAAGUGUCCAGAAGUUGCAUGGAGUGAGUCUGGACCUGAUAGGCUCUCAAAAAGGGAGCAGUUGGUAAACACUGCUGUGGGAUCACGCUGUGCUACAGAGCCUAGAGGCUCGUGCCAUGGUUUGAGAGUGGAGAAUAGAAACAGGGCCAGUGUGGAGCUCAGCGGGACAGUCACCCCUCUUGGCAGGGAGGACUGGACGGAGAAGCGCCAGCGCUUGCUGCAUCAGAAGAAGCAGCUGGAGCUGGAAAGAGAGAGACUGCAGGCUCAGCUUGCUCAACAAGAGGAGAGAUUGCUAAAACAGAACCAGGAGCUCCGCCAGUCCCGUCUCAACUACAGCAAGUUCCAACAAGCAGCUGCAACAGAAUUAGAGCAGUCUUUUAAUGGAAUACGGUUAAAUCCAGACCCUCAAUCUAAUUCCCCUGUAGAUCCACACAGUGAAAGAAACGAGGGAGGUCUACAAGCCUUGCAGGGAAGUGUCAGACAGCCUUUAAAUGAUGCUCAUCCGCAGAAGUGCAAUGGGAAUAUUCAACCUCCUGUGCCAGUACCAUCACGUGAACUUCCUGCAGGUACCAAGAAGGAUAUGGCCACUUCACCUGUGCAUUCCCAGAGUUUCCAAAAGCCUGAGUCACCCCUGGCAUUGCCCCUCAACAUCCCUAAAACUCCUCAGGCCUCCAGACUGGACUCCUCUUUGAUUGAGCUGCUGGACAUUUUCAGCCCGGUUGCCAACCCCAAGAGGAGCAGAGUCAGCCCUGAUGUCCAUGGGAAUUUCACCGGCCCUCGGAAGCCUCUGGGGGCUGUCGGCCCCCCUCACAGCUCCCUGCUUUCCCCUCCAGGCCGAACGCAGCCGACGCGGCAGGACUUGGAGGAGAGUCAGAUUCUGGAAGACAUUUUCUUCAUAUGCUGAAAGAGGAACCCAGUGACUCACCGCCACUUUGACGAGAGCUCAGUAAGGCUGUUAAUUCUGUACAUGCAGCUUAGUCCUUGCUUUACAGCUCGCCACAGGGCACGAAUACGCCUCAGUGCUUUCUAAUCAUUCCUGUGCUUCUAAUGCCUCUUUCUAUCGGUGCUCUUAAAUUGGUUUUUAUGAUGCCUUUGUAAGUGUCUUAAUUUUCAAGCUUAUGCCAAAGUAAUCACGGCUUUUGUGAGUUUACUACUUGUUUUGUAGGGUUUACAUGUUUUUUUUUAAAUGUAAUAAACAUGUAUUUAUUAA